AUGAACGAAGGUGUCGAUUGUAUUUUGCAAGACGGUGGUGUUAAAUUAGUCGAGCAGGCGAUUAGCGAAUCAGGGAUCUCGGGGAUCGGGAAAUGCCAAGCUGCAUGGAGAGAGGCAUCAAAAUUUCAUGACGAGUUGGUCGCAUCCGUCCUUUUGCUUUCGACUCUGUUCGAUUGGAAAGUAAACGGCCACGGUCACGCGCACUCUUUCCAACAUUUCCACGGGCCUGUGACAGGCGAUGGACAGGAAGUGUCGUGGAAGGACAAACACGGACACCACGAGCACGAUUACGUGGCCCAUCCUCACUACGAGUUCUCGUAUGGGGUCGACGACCACCAUACGGGUGACUAUCACGGUCAGAAGGAGCACAGGGACGGUAAAGAAGUUGUCGGCGAAUAUACGGUGAAAGAGCCCGGCGGUAACGUCAGAACGGUCAAGUAUCACGCUGGAAAGCACGGAUUCUUUGCCCACGUUCAUAACAGUGACGGAAACGACCACCAUGGAGGCGGGCAUCACUAUUAAAUGGAGUGCAGCUGGUGUAUUCCCUGCCAAAGAUCAC
Molecule: messenger RNA, 559 nt
Organism: Osmia bicornis bicornis
Lineage: Eukaryota; Metazoa; Arthropoda; Insecta; Hymenoptera; Megachilidae
Product: pro-resilin-like
Exons: 4
Coding region: 1-522 (173 amino acids)
Cellular component (GO): extracellular matrix
Source: RefSeq, a predicted model, not a curated record